CUUUCUCUGGCUUGCGAUUUCCUAGAUGAAGCUCCACCAUGUACAAAAACCUUCGGAUUUGUGCUCCGUGAAUAUCAGCCACCAGAACUUUGCCUUGGCAAAGGAGAGCGAUUUUAUGCAGUUCGAUUCUGUCGCUUACGUCAACGCCACCGAAAACCUGCUGACUUUAGAAACUUUCCGUAACUUUCCUGGCCUUCGGGAGCUGGAACUUUCUCUGAACGGUCUGAGAAAUCUUAAAGUCAGGAUUGGGGAUUUCCCUCACUUGGAA
Molecule: messenger RNA, 268 nt
Organism: Pseudonaja textilis
Lineage: Eukaryota; Metazoa; Chordata; Lepidosauria; Squamata; Elapidae
Source: RefSeq, a predicted model, not a curated record